AUGUCCUUCACACCGCCCUACAAGUACGUAGACGCGGAUGCGCUCGCACAAGAACUGCGUUCGCGUGCUGCCCAGCCGAAAAAGCUGGCGGUCGUCGACGUGCGCGACGACGACUACGAAGGUGGCCACAUUGUCGGUGCGAUCCAUGCGCCGUCGUCGACGUUCCUGGACCGUGUCGACUCGCUCGUGAAGGAUAUGGCGGACUAUGAACAGGUCGUCUUUCACUGCUCUUUGUCACAGCAGCGGGGACCCAAGUCUGCGCGCAUCUUCCGCGAGACGCGCGACGCACAGACGGCGGCCGGCAAGCUCUCGGGGGCCACGGAGCAGCAGGUGCUCGUGCUCCGCGACGGCUUUGCGAACUUUGGCCCCAAGUUCAAGGACGACAAGGAUCUCGUGCAAGACUGGGACGAAGAGUCGUGGAAGUGGCGUUAA
Molecule: messenger RNA, 432 nt
Organism: Malassezia japonica
Lineage: Eukaryota; Fungi; Basidiomycota; Malasseziomycetes; Malasseziales; Malasseziaceae
Gene: ibp1
Product: protein-tyrosine-phosphatase
Exons: 1
Coding region: 1-432 (143 amino acids)
Cellular component (GO): nucleus; cytoplasm
Molecular function (GO): protein tyrosine phosphatase activity
Source: RefSeq, a predicted model, not a curated record